CAACCACGGAGAGCCUGUAAAUUCCUCUAACCAGAAGGGCUCUCCCCGCCCCCUCUCCCCGCGCUGCCUGCUCUGCCCUCCGCCUCCUCCUCUCCGCCCACUCUCCUGGCGGCGGCGGCUUUGUCUCGUGGGCUGGUCCCCGGCGGCUCCCUCCCCCGAACAGCUGCCGCCGAGGGAGGAAGCGGCGCGGGAGCUGUCCAGCACCCCGGUGCUGAAACCCCGACCGCGAGCCAUCCACCAACACCAUGUAAGGGCCAUGAAAAGGGCUCGUCCUGGCGCAGCGCGGACAUGGAGGAGGACUUAUUCCAGCUAAGGCAGCUGCCGGUGGUGAAAUUCCGUCGCACGGGCGAGAGUGCCAGGUCAGAGGAUGACACGGCUUCGGGAGAGCAUGAGGUCCAGAUUGAAGGGGUCCGCACGGGCCUAGAGGCUGUCGAGCUGGACGAUGGGGCAGCUGUGCCCAAGGAGUUUGCCAAUCCCACUGACGAUACUUUCAUGGUGGAAGACGCGGUAGAAGCCAUUGGGUUUGGAAAAUUUCAAUGGAAGCUGUCGGUGCUCACGGGCUUGGCCUGGAUGGCCGACGCCAUGGAAAUGAUGAUCCUGAGUAUCCUGGCUCCCCAGCUGCACUGCGAGUGGAGACUCCCCAGCUGGCAGGUUGCGUUGCUGACCUCGGUAGUCUUUGUGGGCAUGAUGUCCAGUUCCACCCUCUGGGGAAACAUCUCAGACCAGUACGGCCGGAAAACAGGGCUGAAGAUCAGCGUGCUCUGGACCCUGUACUACGGCGUCCUCAGUGCUUUCGCCCCCGUGUACAGCUGGAUCCUGGUGCUCCGGGGCCUGGUGGGCUUCGGGAUCGGAGGGGUCCCCCAGUCGGUGACGCUGUACGCGGAGUUCCUUCCCAUGAAGGCCAGAGCUAAGUGUAUUUUGCUGAUUGAGGUCUUCUGGGCCAUCGGGACAGUGUUCGAGGUGAUCCUGGCCGUGUUUGUGAUGCCCAGCCUGGGCUGGCGCUGGCUGCUCAUCCUCUCGGCCGUCCCGUUGCUUCUCUUUGCGGUUCUGUGUUUUUGGCUGCCGGAGAGCGCAAGGUAUGAUGUGCUGUCCGGGAAUCAGGAGAAGGCCAUCGCCACCUUAAAGAGGAUAGCGACAGAAAACGGAGCCCCCAUGCCGCUGGGGAAACUCAUCAUCUCCAGACAGGAAGACCGAGGCAGAAUGAGGGACCUUUUCACGCCCCAUUUUAGGUGGACAACCUUGUUGCUGUGGUUUAUAUGGUUUUCCAAUGCGUUUUCUUACUAUGGAUUAGUUCUGCUCACCACUGAGCUCUUUCAGGCAGGAGAUGUCUGCAGCAUCUCUAGCCAGAAGAAGGCCGUAGAAGCAAAAUGCAGCCUGGCCUGUGAGUACCUGAGUGAGGAGGAUUACAUGGAUCUGCUGUGGACCACGCUCUCUGAGUUUCCAGGUGUCCUUGUGACUCUGUGGAUUAUUGACCGCCUGGGCCGCAAGAAGACCAUGGCCCUGUGCUUCGUCAUCUUCUCCCUGUGCAGCCUCCUGCUGUUUAUCUGUGUCGGAAGAAAUAUGCUCACUCUGUUACUCUUCAUUGCAAGAGCGUUUAUUUCUGGAGGCUUCCAGGCAGCCUAUGUUUACACACCUGAGGUCUACCCCACGGCAACUCGAGCGCUCGGCCUGGGCACCUGCAGCGGCAUGGCGAGAGUGGGUGCUCUCAUUACUCCGUUCAUUGCUCAGGUCAUGCUGGAAUCUUCCGUGUACCUGACGCUGGCAGUUUACAGUGGCUGCUGCCUCCUGGCCGCCCUGGCCUCCUGCUUUUUGCCCAUCGAGACCAAAGGCCGCGGACUGCAGGAGUCCAGCCACCGGGAGUGGGGCCAGGAGAUGGUCGGUCGAGGGGCGCACGGCACAGGCAUCACCAGGUCGAACUCUGGCUCUCAGGAGUAGUGACCGAUGCAGGGCUGAGCUGGUCUUUGGGGCUGUAGAAGGCAGGGAGCUGGUGGAACCCAGUUGGGGCACCGACCGUCACUGCCGACAUCCAGAACUUACCCGGGGGGACAACCUGGACCAACAGGGUUUUGUGUCUUGA
Messenger RNA from Leopardus geoffroyi (Geoffroy's cat), 2077 nucleotides. It is a transcript of the gene SVOP, whose product is annotated as SV2 related protein. Gene Ontology annotation, biological process: transmembrane transport. Lineage: Eukaryota; Metazoa; Chordata; Mammalia; Carnivora; Felidae. The coding region runs from base 289 to 1935 and encodes 548 amino acids. Gene Ontology annotation, molecular function: transmembrane transporter activity. Gene Ontology annotation, cellular component: membrane. The transcript has 16 exons. The record is from RefSeq and is a predicted model, not a curated record.